AGAGGACCGUCCCCAGGGGAAGACAAGCAUAGGACAACUUCAAAACAGGGCGUAGACAACCCGCAAAGCCCGCGUAGCAAGCCCCCGACCUCACCCCUCUUAUUUCACCCUCAAUUUUAGCACCAACCAGACUUCCUGUGCAUUCAAACUCCCUGUGCAAAUAUCCCCAAUCCCUUUCCUUCAUUUUAACCCGAGAAAAACAAGAAAAGGCCCAUAAAUAAGUGAUAAAUCAGUGAAAUAAGAGGCGGGUUAUGCAAAGGACGCAUUGAGGUCCAGCCUUUGUAUCUAAACUCGGUGUUUUUGUGGGAUGUUUUGAGUUAUUGCGAAUUUUCGAGGCUUUGAGUUAAUUAAUGUGUGUGUAAGGUUUGGUGGGUGUGGGGUAGAGGCAUGGCACUUAACUUGUGAAGUCUGAAGGGUGAGCAAUGGCCAGCAACAGGGGUGUGGUGGCGGCGGCGGCAGCGGUGUUGGUGGUGAUGGUGGUGGUGCAGGGGGUGGGCGUGGCGGGGCAGGACCUGGGGCGGGGCAAGGAUGACCACCGGCGCAUCCCGUAUGGUUCAGACAACCGCUGGAAGAAUAUUCUGUACAAUGAAGUACGCAUGAGGAACAGAUAUAACCACCCCACACACAUUGUGGUGGCACCUCGGACACUGUUCCCAGGCGCUGUGUACCAUUGUGUGGUGUCCAUCCUGUACCUGGACCAUCCGGUGGACGUGCGGGCCUUUCUCAGGAAGGACGGGGUGGAGAUAGCAUCGGCCAGGAGCAAUGUUUUAAAGGGCUACCCAGAGACACUCCUUCUACAGAUCCCCAGAACCAGUGUGGGGGGAGACUACCGCCUGCGUAUUGAAGGCAAUGUUCCCGGCACCAUUGGAGGAACCAUCUUUGCUAAUGACACUCAGCUUCUCUUCUCCACCCGGUUCCUGACCAUUCUCAUCCAGACCAAUCGCCCGGUCUACACUGGCGAGCAAACUGUGCGGUUCAGAAUCAUCCUCCUGACCACUGACCUCAAGCCGUACGAUGAUCCCGUUGAUGUCUUCAUCCUGGACCCUGAUGGCUAUGUGAUGCGUCGGUGGCCCUCCCGUCCUACCAAUGUUGGGGUGGUGUCCAUGUCCUUCGACCUGCCCUUCCUGCCCAAGGUCGGCUGGUGGGGCAUCAAGGCGCUGGUCAAUGGGCAGGAGGAGAUUAAACCCAUCAAGGUGGAGAAGUGGUACACGCCGCGCUUUGAGGUGAAGAUGUUCAUGCCGAAAUACUUCCUGGACACGGACUCUGAGAUCGUGGGUGAGGUGGGCGGGGAGUUCUCCAACGACAAAGGUGCUUAUGGCAAUGCCACACUGAAGUUGUUUAUCCGCAGCCCAAAGGAGGACAAGUGGAAUUAUGUCAUGCAGGAAGACUUCGCCCCUCUGGAUGCGGAGGCGGAGUACAGCUUCCCGAUGGAUGUGCUGGCGCGGAAGGUUCCCAAGCUGGAUGGUUCGGAGAUAAGGAUUGAGGCGGAAGUGCAGGAUUCCUUCAAUGGGAUUAACAGCACCGGCUUCACCAUGGCUAAAAUUAUUAACUCCUCCAUCAACUGCAUGUUCCUCGGAUCUCCACCCUAUGUGUUUAAGCCCGGCAUGCCCUUCUCUGCCUCGGUUGCAGUCUCCUACCACGACCUGAUGCCACUGUCCCUCGAGAAACUGAGCAUCUCCAGGCUGGUGGUGAAGGCAGAGGCUGUGUUGGAAGGGGGUGGACGACAGACUGUCUUUGAAGUCGAGAUCCCACAGGUGAUGGCGGAGGAGGAAGAGACGGAGUUCUUGGAUGAAUCGUGGAAGUACAACAAGCGGCUGGAGGCGAUUAAGGCAGAAAACCCUAAUUAUGACCCAUCGGCCUUCGACUACAAUUACAACUUUGACUACGAGUCUGGUUCACGUUACCUGACCGGCGACGAACUGGUGCAGCGGAAGAUGGACCUGUUUGUGCGGAACCAGCAAUUUGAGAAAUACCGAGAGAAGGGAGUGUUCCACUUCACAGUAGAUGUCCCAGAGACAGCCAGCGGCUUGUCCCUGACGGCCGCCUACCAGGACGAUGAAGGGGACACUGCCUCUGCCAGCGCCCAGGGCAUAGCGUACUACUCCCCCAAGAAACAGUACAUUGGAGUGGAGAUGAGCAGCAAGGGUGUGACGGUCGGGGAGUUUGUCGUUUUCCACGUUCGUUCCAACUUCAACAUGGAUUCCUUCAACUAUCUGGUGAUGGCAAAGGACAUGAUCCUCUUCGCUGGCAAGGAGGUUCUGGACACCACCAGCCGGGCCAGUGUCAAGACAAUGUCGGUGCCGGUUAGCUCCGAGAUGGCCCCAGCUUUCCGGAUAUUUGUGUACCACCUCACCCAGACGCAUGAAAUUAUAUCCGACUGUAUCACCAUCCCUGUCGACGGCAUCUCCAGGCAUAAGGCCAAGCUGGUCAUCAACCAAGACAAGGACCACAGCAAGCGUUCAGUGGAGCUGGGAACGUACAGCACUGCAGGAGCCUUCUAUGGGGUGUCUGGGGUGCGAGAGUUUACCUAUGCUAUGCGGGGAGGCAAUGAACUCUCCCAUGCCUCAGUGCUAAACGCCCUCCACGGCUUCACUAACAAUACAAGAGCCCUGCACAAGAUGGCGUGGAGGCCCAGGGAGGGAUUUCAUCCAGAAGAGGUCGAAUAUUAUACAUCUGGCAACUAUGGGCCAGACUCCAACAGAACCUUUGACUUUAGCGGCCUUAUUGUCUUCAGUGAUGCAACGCUGGGGGUGGUUCCUGGAUACGAGAAUAAUGUGUGCAAUAAGAGCCAGGGUUACUCUCCUUGCUUGAUGGGCGGCUGCUACCUGAGCUAUAAACGCUGCGACGGCAUCUCAGACUGCGCCGAUAAUUAUGAUGAGUCGGACUGUGGCGAUCCGCUGGCUGACACAGAGGUGGACUUCCGGAUUCAUCGUUAUGUGAAGUUUUCGGAUUUCUUCGACACGGAGGAUGGUGAUUGGCUGUGGCUGGACAUCAACAUCGGGCACAAGGGGCAUGAGCAGAACAACAUUGAGCUUCCGAAGGUGGACGACCCUUAUGUGCUUAAUGCCUUCAGUGUCUCCAAGGAAUAUGGGUUUGGCCUCAUCGACUCUCCGUUGGGGUACUCCGCCAUGCCGCCAAUGUAUAUAUCCCUGGAGAUGCCAGACUCUUGUAGGCGCGGGGAGCAGGUGGGGAUGCGGAUCAUGGUGUUCAAUAACCUGCCGCAGGAGAUGAUGAUCCUGCUGGUGCUGCACGGCGCGGACACCCAUCGCUUUGUGGUGGUGGAGGACAAUGGGGUGGUGGACUUCUAUCGCCCUCGCACCAAGGAUGGGGACCACCAGCACCUUCUUUCAGUGGAUGCAGACACCAGUGUGGAGGUGAUCUUCCCCAUAGUGGCCACAGUGGAUCAGGGGGAGAUAGAGCUCACUGUGUCCGCCAUCACCCAGAUUGGCCGCGACGAGGAGACGGCCACUCUUCUUGUCGAGCCAGAGGGCGCCACCAUUGACCGUCACACCUCCAUCCUCCUGGACUUGAAGAACCGAGCAGUGGUGUACGAGUAUAUGGACAUCAUUGUGGAGGAGUCUUAUGUUAUUCCACUCAGCAUCCUACGUCGUUUUGUGGCCGGCUCCCCCCGCGGCCACGUGUCCCUCUGCGGUGAUGUGGUGGGGCCCUCCUUCCCUUAUGGGGAGCCAGUAGACACCAUGCAAAUGCUGCGGAAGGAACUGAGAGGAACAGAAGCAUCAACAUUCAACUUUGGGGCCAACCUGUGGACGCUUCAUUAUCUUCGUCUCACCAAUCAGCUGGAGCAGACCGCCAUUGCACAGGAUGUAUUCGACCAGCUCAAUGUGGAACUGGCUGCCAUCAUGUACCGGUUCGGUCCAGAUGGAUCUUUCAGGAACUGGGACACUGCAGGACCUAGUGUUUGGCUGACAGCUUGGACGACACGCACACUGCAGCAGGCACAGUUCCAGGACUGGGAGAACCUUCUGUACAUUGAACCGGAGAUCAUAUCGAAGGCCGUGGCGUGGAUGAUUAAGUGGCAGGACUUGACCACCGGCGCCUUCAGGGAGACUCCUCACUACGAACGCAUCCCGCUGGACAAGAAAGCAUCUCCUUACAUGUAUGGGCUGCAGUGGAGGGGCCAGAAGAAUAUUACAUUGACGGCUCACUGUCUCAUCACCCUGGAGCAGACCAUCAACACUCUCCAGGGCGGUGUGCGGGCCAAGGCAAACAACGCACGCUCCUUGGCUGUUAGGUAUUUGGAGAAAGAAUUGGUGUAUAUAGUGGACCCUUAUGAGCUGGCAAUUGUGGCCUAUGCUCUCUCCCUCGCCAACUCUGUGGAGAAGGAGACAGCGUACGGGAAACUGGAUGGCAAGAAGAGGAAGGAGAAUGGGCUGAUCUACUGGUCGAGGGAGAGGAUAGAGGCCAACCAGCGGGUCUAUGAGAACAACCAGCGCAACCUUCUGCAGCCUAAGUUUGAGCAGAAGUGGGACUCGCAUGCAGUGGAGGCAACAUCCUAUGCGCUCCUGGUGUACCUGAUCCGCGACGGGGUGGAUAUGGACCAGGAGCGGAUCGUGGAGUGGCUGAACGCGAUGAGGAUGCAUGAUGGGGGCUUCAUAUCCACUGUGGAUACUCUGGUGGCCAUGCAGGCGCUGACAGAGUACUCUUACCGUGCCCGGCUGAGGGACAUCACGGACAUGAAGGUAACAGUGGAGGCAACGGGGGAGGAGGGACGCAACCCCCACAGUGUCCUCAUAGCUACUAGCAACGUGUCCGAGAUGCAUAUCAUUCCGAUCCAGAAUGUGUGGGGCAUGGUGAACGUGGUGGCCAAUGGGGCGGGCCAAGCCAUCCUGCAGCUGGACGUGAGUUACGGAGUGGACUGGAGCAACCUGAAGAAGCAGCCGCCCGUGGAGUCCUUCGAGCUCACCAUUGAUGAGGACUUCUCGAAAUUUGGCAACAAGUCUCAUUGUCUUGUGACCAUUUGUGCCAGGUGGACAAACACGCUGGAGUCAGAGACCAGCUCUGCCACCGUCAUAGAGGUGGAGGUCCCCACUGGCUAUGUGGCGUUCCAGAUUGACUUGGAGCGCAGCAUUCGCAUCGCUCAGACCACCCGCUCCUUCCCCUCCCUGCGGGACGUGAUUGGCGGCCACGGCGACACCUUUGCCAAGAGGACUGUGUGGUUCUUUGACUAUAUCCCAUCCAAUGAGUCUUGGUGUUUCAAUUACGAGAUGAAGCGAUGGUACCCAGUAGCCAACCUUACCAGGGUCCGGAUGGCCACCAUAUAUGAGCAGUACCAGCCAGAACGCUUCCAAAUGCUGAUGCUGAACUCAACAGUCAACACCCUCGACAUCUGUGAAGUGUGUGGCUCCUAUCAGUGCCCUUACUGCCCCAUCUACAGUGGCGGCCUAUCCCUCGUCCCUCCUCCCAUCAUCGCCUUUGUGUCUAUGUUUGUAGCUUCGUUUAUUUCACAUCUUCUCCUUCCUUCUUCAUCUUCUGUUUUUCCCCGGGUGGUAAGAUAGGUUUAGGUAGUGGAAGGAUUGGUUGAUUGGGUGGAAAGACAGGUGGGAUUGAAGGAGAGGUGAUGAAGAGAAGAUAGGAGUUUGUGAGAAUAUAUUUGUUUUAUUUUAUUUCUAAUCAUCUGCUUUUCUGUAAGGGAUCAGGUUGCUUUGCUCUUGUUGGUGGUGUUGAGGAGUGUUGGUGCUGGCUCUGACACCGCUACUUGUACCCAUCCAUUUUUUUAAGACUCUGUUUCAACUUCUGCGUUACAAUUAAUCAUUUUAGUGCGGUUACCUUUUAAGGAGGCAAACCUAACUAUUCUAUUUCUCUGUUACUAUUAACCAUGUCGAUUUUUAAUGCUCUUUACUAUUUUCGUACUAUUUCUGUCUCUGUAGUAGCAUUAAUUCUGUCCAUCAUCUUAUAAGGGAUUAGAACCUUUAAGAACAUGCCAUAAUCCGUCCAUGUCUCUCAUAAAGGAUGAGAUCUUAUAACAGAGUGCUAGAAUCCGUCUUUUUUUCUUAUAAGGGAUCAGAACCUUUAACAGAGUGCCAGAAUCUGUUUAAUUCUCUGUUAAGGGAUCAGAACCUUUAACAGAGUGCCAGAAUCCGUCCAUUGCUCUCAUGAAGGAUCUGAAUGUUUUAUCAGAAUACUGUUUUUUUUAUACUCUUUUUAUUUGUAUAUUACUAUCAGUCAUGUAUAUCUUUGAAUUCUCUUUACUAUUUAUUUUACUACUUCCAUACAGCCAUUAAUCUUAUCCAUGCGAUUCUCUCAUAAGGGAUUGGAACCACUAAAGGAAUGCCUGAGGGUUCCAAAAUAGGUAUUCAGAGUGUUUGAUGUAAUGUUGAUGCUCAUGCUCAUAAACCCUCGUCCAUGCAUUUAUCAUUACCUCUAUAACUGUUAAUCUCAAGUGCCUGAUUCCCCUAUAUAAGGGAUUAGAAUCUUUUAACAGAGUGGCAGCAUCCGUCCAUGUGUCUCAUAAGGGAUUGGAACCUUUAAAAGAAUGCCAUAAGGUUUCAAAUAAAUAUACAGGUAGCUGGUUGUGUGUUCCAAUUAUUAUUUUUAUUUUUUAUUAUUUUUUUUUUCUACAUGACCUUUAAACAUUUAUUUUUCCUGUACUAUUUUUUUACACUUGCUAUUAAUAUUUUUAUACUGUUCCUAUACUAUUUAAAUGCUGUUUCUAUUUAUUAAUUGUAUCUCUUUUUUCUGUAAAGGAUCUGAGCUUUUUUACAGAGUGCCAGAUGGUUAUAAACAAAAUAGAUAAAUAUGUGUUGAUAGAAAUAAAUACUAAAUGCAUAAGUGAAUAGAUAAAUAGAUAACAGAAGUAAAAUACACAAAUAGACUGAUUAUUAUUAUUCUUUUAAAAAUUACAACUGUGUGUAUGUAUGUCUUUUCAGUUAUUUUUUUUAUUUUAUUUUUUUUGAUGUACAUGCAUUGGGUGUAGAAAAAAAAGAUAAAUAGAUAAAAGUAAAAUAUAAAGAUAGAUAAUUAAAGAACGAUAAUUAUUAGUGAUUACAACUAUUCUUAAAAAAACAGCAUGUACAUUUUUUGAAUUUUUUUUAAGUAUACAUGCAUUACAGAAUAGGUGAAAAUAAACAAAUAAUAGUAAAUAUAAAGGUAGGUAAUUAAAGAAAGAUAUUGAUAAUUAUUCCUAAAUACAUUCCAGCUGUUUAUGUUUACAAUUUUUAUUUUAACUCUUUACUGAGAUUAAAAAUGAAAAAACCGUGAAGACAACGAGCAAAUUAACUUUUUCUUUUAACUUUACUAAUUACAAGUAAGUUUUUUAGUGUAUAUCUCGUACAUUUUUCCACUGUUUUAUUGUUGUUGACUUAUUUAUUUUUAUAUAUUCAUGUUUUUAAUAAUGGUCACUUUUGAGUCACAGGAAAGUGUUAAAUUAUUGUACAUUCCUGAUCAUUCCAUUUAAUUUUGAUCAUUAUUAUUAUUAUUGUUAUUGUUAUUAUUAUUAUUAUUAUUAUUAUUAUUAUUAUUAUUAUUAUCAUUAUUAUUUUUAGUAAUGGUAGAGUGCAGAAAUGUCCGUCCAUAUGCUUUAAGAAUUUUGAAACCACAUAACACACACACACACACACACACACGCACACACACACACACAUACCAUUAUACAAAAUACUGUACCUAAUCUUGUUAUCAAUGUUUUAAAAUAAAGUGAUAAUUAGAAAA
Scylla paramamosain (green mud crab) is the source of this 7668-nucleotide messenger RNA. Its product is annotated as CD109 antigen-like. Gene Ontology annotation, molecular function: endopeptidase inhibitor activity; protein binding. Gene Ontology annotation, cellular component: extracellular region. Lineage: Eukaryota; Metazoa; Arthropoda; Malacostraca; Decapoda; Portunidae. The record is from RefSeq and is a predicted model, not a curated record. The transcript is spliced from 30 exons. The coding region runs from base 423 to 5516 and encodes 1697 amino acids.